AGACCGUUUCAUCAGCAUAAUAUGUUAUCAAGUAAAUAAUAACAAGCAACUACUAUAACCUUUCAACUAUGAUCAAUAUCGUAUUUUGCUGGUAGAGUAUAACAAAAGUUUGAAUUAGAAAUGGCGAUUUCAGUAAUUUUGGUGGCAGUUUGUUGUUUAUUUGUUGUUACCUGUGCAUGGGACGACUAUACUGACUAUUAUGAUUAUGAAGAUGUCACGGUCAUGGAAGUUACAAUCGGUUCUAAAAAGGACUUACAUUGUUUUCCAUUUGAUUCCAUUACAAUUCAAUAUUGGAAACAUAAUGGACAGGAAUAUCAUCAAGGUGAAAAUUUAACGUACUUGCAUUGGAUUGAUGGAGAACCAGGUGCAAUAGAAGUUACGUUUUUAUCCCAGGAACAAGCAGGAAGAUGGGAAUGUUAUUACUACGGCGACGUUUUUGUAUCGUAUUACUUUGUAAUUGUACCGGAUAAAGGCAAACAACAGUUAUGGCCGAUUGAGAAUAUGGAAGAAUCUAGAACAAAUAAUACAUAUAUUGAGACCACAGAAACUUAUAUACCAAGAGAAACCACAGAGGGCACGGUAGAAGUGGUUAAUUCAACGUUAAGUAUAAGAAGUGGGGAAAUUGAAAACGAAGAUAUUCAAAGUGAAACAUAUGACAAUUUUCUUGAUAUUCUUUUAAAUUCUCUACGCAAUCCAUUUGUAAGAGCGGAUCAGAUAAAAGGAAAAUCAGGUGCAAUUACUCUAAACGCUUCUUAUAUAGCUUUAAGUAUCUUUAUUGUAAACUUAUUGACUUUGUAAUAAUUUAUUUUAAUAUUGCAUUUAUCAAUUCAAAAUAAACUUUAUCUUCAGUAGCGAUAA
Molecule: messenger RNA, 858 nt
Organism: Diorhabda carinulata
Lineage: Eukaryota; Metazoa; Arthropoda; Insecta; Coleoptera; Chrysomelidae
Exons: 2
Coding region: 121-798 (225 amino acids)
Source: RefSeq, a predicted model, not a curated record